Molecule: messenger RNA, 1658 nt
Organism: Branchiostoma belcheri (Belcher's lancelet)
Lineage: Eukaryota; Metazoa; Chordata; Leptocardii; Amphioxiformes; Branchiostomatidae
Product: leucine-rich repeat-containing protein 4C-like
Exons: 5
Coding region: 321-1043 (240 amino acids)
Source: RefSeq, a predicted model, not a curated record
GAGAAGGUCAGUUUUCUAACCUAUCGAAUAUUCAGGAACUUGACCUAUCGGGUAUCAAGUGUUUCUGGGUGACAGGUUUUAUAAAGCCUGGUGUGUUUGCUGGACUGGGGCGUGUAACGUUGGGGACACUGAGCCUCACAAACAACAGGCUUCGUCAGGUCCCGACAGACGCCAUAGAGAAGGUCGGGAAUAUUACCGUCCUGAAUCUCUCUGGAAACAACAUCUCGGCUGUAGGUCUGAAGGACUUUGGUCAUCACACGUACUUCUUCACACUAGACCUGAGUGACAACAAACUGACGUCAUUACCGGAGGAGGCUCUGAUGACCCUGGACAUCUUCAUGUUGGAACUGUCCGGAAAUCCACUAGUCUACAUCGGGCCGGACGCAUUCAAACAGGGACUCUUCCACGUUGGUCUUGAAAAUACCAAGCUCCGCAUAAUAGAUGAGUCUGCGUUCAAUAGCUCUCAAGGCAUCAAAUCCCUCACCCUGAACAACAACAGUCUGCACUUCCUCCCUGAGCUCAUCUUCGCCCCCCUGACGUUCUAUGGCGACCCCCAGGAAACCCUCCUGCUGGACGACAACCCCUGGAGGUGCGACUGUCAGAUGCGUGACUACGCCAAAUGGCUGCAUUCGUCUGCUUCGGGGAUGAACAUCAGGAUACUUCAUUGUGACAUGCCACAAAGUCUACACGGAAAAGCCCUGAGGGACGUGCCUGUGGGCCAGCUGACAUGUGACUGUCCCCAUCUCACUUCUCCUAACAUCAGCACCACGGGCAGCACCACUGUCGUCAAGACAGGCCAGAGGGCCGUGCUGAAAUGCAGCGUCACGUGUUGCCCUGCUGCAGCUGUGGUCUGGACUACUCCGACAGGGAUGAAGCUAGGCGUGGACUCUGACGUCCCAGGUAUCUCCGUUGCUGACGAUGGGACGUUGGUCAUAGCGACAGCGACGUCAGGAACGUCAGGGACGUAUACUUGUCUGGCCGUCAACUACAUAGGGAAGGACCAGGCUACUGUACAUUUGACUGUCACUGGCAAUGCUAAGUAAAUUCAACGGGCGUCUGGGUUAUUGAUUUCUUUGUGGUGCAAGUUGUAGUCAAGCAUGAAGUUUUAAGUUAACUGGAGGGGGGUCGCCAAUACCGUUGCCAUACCAAAUCUACUUACGCUAAAAAGAAACAAAGAUCGCGUAACCUGCGGAAAUAGUGUUGCCAUACCAAAUAUCUCACUUAGUCACAUCACCAUCAGUUGACAGCUUUAAGUUGGGGCUGGCCCAGCACAUGGGCCUCCCCAGCUCCCAGCUAUAAUCAGGAAUCACUUUGCGGCCAUGUAUAUAGUCACUGCACAAAUUUAUUUUUCUGCUUGUUCGUUAUGUUGAUUUUUUUGUUUUAUGAGCACCAGCACCCCACCAGGCCGCAUAUGCCGUGCAACUGAACGCGAGGCCCCAUGAGGGUGUUGUUCAGAAACUCAUAGAUGUAGAUGUAUCUACUUACGCUAGAAGUAACAAAGACCGCGUAGCCUGCGACUGUACCUGUGAUUUUCAACAUUGUUUUCAUGUUUAUUGAAUUAAGGACGUCACACUGAGACGGAAUAAAGAUAUAUGUUACGAUUGCGAUAUUGUGACAUUUAUCGUCGUUUGUGAUCGUUUGUAGUCUGGCGAAAUUAA